AGCGCGUCACGGGGCGGCAGGUGCGGCAGACAGCAGUGUUUACAUGGGGCGGUGCGCGGGGCGUCCCAUCCCGCGGGACUGUUGACGUUGGGAGUAACUGACCGAGUGUUUACUGUUUGGACUUGAGACAGCUGUACAGCUUACUACACCACAAAUUCCUAUCAAGCUUUCAAGACACUCAACCUCACCAGGACCUUCCAACACAAAACAAAUCAACUUCACCGCAUAUAGCCUGACCACAUCACCUCCGCAUCCCGGACCUUUGGGGCACUAGAGGCUGUGACACAGCCUGCACGGCCCCAACAAAUCUCCAAGAAGAAGAAGGAGAAGCUUACUACACAACGACUGAGAGUGUUCAUAACUUUGCUGUGAAUGAGAGGUGGUUAUAGGAGCAACAGUAUAAGCAGCAAACUGGAGUGUUCAUAAUUUUACCGUGAGUGGCAGUGUUGGUAAGUGUAGCAGCGGCAGCAGUCCCCAGCAGCCCUUUCAGGAUGUCCAUGCCCCCAUUGGCCUCGAUCAUCCCCUGGGAGCAGGUGUGUCGCAUGCUGGAAAAGGUACAUGGGGAGAAACGGCCAAAGAAAAAAGAAAUGCUGCUCAAAUUUAUCACUCACUUCCGGGAACUUCAUCACAAGAAAUUACAGCAUCAGCCCGAUUGUCCAGACACUUUCUUCCCUGUGAUGCGAGUGUUGCUGCCGGGGCUGGACAGGGCAAGAGGUGCCUAUGGGGUGAAGGAACGCAGGCUGGCUGACUUGUAUAUACGCAUUCUUGGUUUGAGGAAAGAUGGGAAUGAUGCACAGAAGCUUAUAAAUUUCAGGAAACCCAAGGCAACAGCGGGGGGUGAGUCGGGAGAUUUUGCUGAGGUUGCCUACUAUGUGUUGAGGAGCAGGUGUCUCAGUGGGGGGAAGCUGAGCCUGCUAGAAGUCGACCAGCACCUCACCUCUAUCGCCGAGAACCAUGCUGCAAAGAACCAUGAGGCAGUGGAGCGUUCUCUGCUGGUGAUGCUCAAUGGAAUGUCAGCCAAGGAACAGAAGUGGCUGCUGCGUGUUCUGCUGAAGGACAUGAGACUCGGGUUGGGGCAGACGGCCAUCUUUGCAGCGUGGCACCCCGAUGCUAAGGAUUACUAUGACGUCACCAAUAGUCUAGAGAAGGUCUGCAAAACACUCCAAGACCCUUCCGUUCGUCUGCAUGAGGUGGACGUGUCGCUGUUCUGCCCAUUCCGCCCCAUGUUAGCUCAGCGGGCAGUGCUGGAGAAGGUGGAGUCACAGAUGAAUCACAAGUCCUAUUUUGCAGAGACGAAGUUUGAUGGAGAGCGGUCCCAGAUUCACAAGAAAGGCGGAGAUUACAAAUACUUCUCAAGAAACGGCUUUGAUUUCACCACAAACUUUGGCGCGGACCGACACAGUGGCCUGUUCACCCCGCACCUCCACCCCCAGCUGGCCCCACAUGUUAGAGACGUGAUCCUGGACGGGGAGAUGGUCGGCUGGAGCAGGAACCGUCGCUGCAUCGUUACCAAGGGUGAACUAAUGGACGUGAAGCACCUGAAGGAGGAAGGUGAUUGGCAGGUGUGCUUCUGUGCCUUCGACAUCAUCUAUCUCAAUGGCAAGGUCCUGACAAACCAGUCCCUGGAGGAGCGACUGGGGGUUCUGAGGUCAGUGGUCAUCCCUCUAGAAGGUCGGGUCGUCAUCUCUGCCACCACUAAGGUCAGGACAAGGGAGGAGGUGGUGGCUGCCCUGAAUGAAGCAAUAGACAGGCGUGAGGAGGGUGUGGUGCUAAAGGACCCAGACAGUGUGUACCAGCCUGCCUCCCGAAGAGCUGGCUGGAUUAAAGUGAAGCCUGAGUAUGUCGACUCACUAGUGCCAGAGCUGGACCUGGUGAUAAUUGGAGGGUUCUAUGGCAAGGGGACCCACCAUGGUGCCCUCUCUCACUUCCUCCUGGGUGUCGCUGUGCCUGCAGAGGAACCUGGGGGAAAGCCAAGACUCUUCCACUCCUUCACUCGUGUGGGAUCUGGCUACACUGUGGAUGAGCUGCAAGAGUUGGUGGAUAAACUGAAGCCACACACUCGCGUCCGCCAGCCGUCCAGUGUGUGUGUGGGACGGGAGAAAGUUCCGGAUGUGUGGAUAGAACCUUGUAAAUCUUUCGUUGUACAGGUGAGGGCAGCGGAGGUGGUGAAGAGCGACCUAUACCGAACGGGGGUGACACUGAGGUUCCCGAGGGUGGAGAGGGUGCGUUAUGAUAAGCCAUGGCACCAGGCACUCACCACCACUGAACUCAGGCAGCUUGUGCAGGAGGCGAGUGGCAAGCUGGCAGUGAAACACUAUGGCGACGACGUGGAUGGAGGAAAGGGCACCAAGAGGAAGGCAGUGGCUAGGAUGGAGGGCCCGUCUCUGCCCCCACACUUCCGCCCAGCCGAUGUCUCCUCCACUGUCAAGAAAGAUGAAAUAUUUGCGUCGCUGGAGAUGUGUGUGAUGAGUGGAGAUGAGGAGAUGAGCAAGCAGGCGCUGGAGAUAAUGGUGAAAGAACAUGGAGGUAGUCUCACUCAGCACCCAGGCCCAAACACUCACUGCAUCGUGGCAAACACACCAACAGUGAGAGUUCAAAACUACAUCGCAUCUUCUAAACACAACGUGGUGCUGCCUUCCUGGGUGGUGGCGUCUUGCUCCAGUGGCCGCCUGCUGCCCUGGGGACCUCUGGAUAUUCUGCACCUGAGGGAGAAGGAGAGAAGUGUCAUGCAAGACCUGUUUGAUGAGUUUGGGGACAGCUACACUGAGCCAACCGAUGGGAAGACUCUCAGAAGGGUGAUGAUCAAGAUGAAGAAAGAGUGUUGGCGUGUAUUGUCUGAGGAUGAGAUGAGUGCGAUGGAUGAGAAGCUGUGUGACUCUGGGGACCUGAGGGCUCUCUUCCGGAGGGUCACUGCCUGCCUGUGUGGUGGUGAGGUGGACAGGCUGGCAGGACUCACCCUCAGGCUCCAUGGCGGGCUGCUGACUGACUCGCCCUGCUCAGCGACUCACCUCAUUGUUCCGGAGGAGAGCGAUAUGAGAGCACACGAACUGGCAGGAAGGCAUUUGGUGACGGCUGACUGGGUCUAUGCAAGUGUGGAGCGAGGCAAGAGACUGGAGGAGAGACUGUAUAUGCCAAGACUGGUGUGAUGACUGAUUGGGUGAUUGACUGGCUGGCUGAUUCGUUGAUUGAGUGCAUAUAUGGGUGACUGGAUGAUUACUGAUUGAUUAGACUAGAGAAAUUAAUGAAUGACUGACUGGCUGACUGACUGGAGGACGAGAUGAUUGACUGACUGACUGAUUGGAUGGUUGACUGACUGGUUAAUUGAGUGCAUAUAUGGGUGACUGGAUUGAUUGUUGAGUGAUUAGAGAAAUGACUGACUGACUGACUGACUGGCUGGCUGACUGAAUUAAUGACUGACUGACUGGUUAACUGGCUGACUAGAGGGUUAAUAGAAUGAAUGACUGGUUGAUUGGGUGACUGACUGGCUGAGUGGCUAAUAAAACUGACUGACUAAAUGACUGACUGACUGAUUAGAAAGAUAAACGACUGACGAUUUACUAAAACUAUCAAACUGACUAACUGUCCUGAAUCACUUAUUGAACUAACGCAUGGCUGACUGACUGAGGAGAAUAAUAAUAAAAAAACCCCAUUAAAUACCUGUACAUAUCGUUGAAUUCUUGCUUUUAAGUAUAUUUUGUAUCCAAGCUGUGAUAUGUAUGCACUAUGUAUGGAGUUUGAAGUACACCCUAUCUCUUA
This is a messenger RNA of Portunus trituberculatus (swimming crab), 3756 nucleotides long. It is a transcript of the gene DNAlig4, whose product is annotated as DNA ligase 4-like. Gene Ontology annotation, cellular component: DNA ligase IV complex; DNA-dependent protein kinase-DNA ligase 4 complex. Gene Ontology annotation, molecular function: DNA ligase (ATP) activity; ATP binding; DNA binding. Lineage: Eukaryota; Metazoa; Arthropoda; Malacostraca; Decapoda; Portunidae. The record is from RefSeq and is a predicted model, not a curated record. The transcript is spliced from 20 exons. Gene Ontology annotation, biological process: DNA biosynthetic process; double-strand break repair via nonhomologous end joining; nucleotide-excision repair, DNA gap filling. Bases 492 to 3146 code for a protein of 884 amino acids.